UCUCCAGCAGAACGACAAGAGCAGCCAUGGCUUCUUCCGCAACUUCUUCCCUCUCCCUCCGCUUCUUCUUCACCAAGAAGCUCUCCGCCUUCACAUCCCCCUCAAGCUUCCCAUCCCCGAGAGCCCUUUUCCUCUCUCCCUCCAGACCCUUCUCCAUCUCCUUCCAGCGGAUCCAGCCAACGACCAAAUCCUCCGCCUCCUCGCCGCCAUCCACCGGAACCUCCGCAUCCCUCCAGCCCAUCGAGGAGCUCCCCCCGAACCUCCAGCAGAUCGUCGCCCUCUUCCAGUCCGUGCCCGACCCCAAGUCCAAGUACCAGCAGCUCCUCUUCUAUGGCAAGAACCUCAACCCGCUCGACCCCCGCUUCAAGACCCGCGAGAACAAGGUCGAGGGCUGCGUCUCCCAGGUCUGGGUCCGCGCCUACUUGGACCCCGGCAAGAACGUCGUCUUCGAGGCGGACUCCGACUCCGUCCUCACCAAGGGCCUCGCCGCGUUGCUUGUACAGGGCCUCUCGGGCUCCCCAGUCGACAAGAUCAUCCGGGUCUCACCCGAUUUCAUCACCCUGCUCGGGCUGCAGCAGAGCUUGACUCCUUCUAGGAACAACGGUUUCUUGAACAUGCUGAGGCUUAUGCAGAAGAAGGCCCUGCUCUUGCUCUCGGAGGGUGAAAACGGGGGAACUGAGUCGAAAUCCGACACGGGUGCUGAUGGUUCUCCGGUUUCAGAGCCCAAAUUCGAUGUGGGCAGUGAUAAAAGUUCUGUCCUUGAAGCUGAAAAAGAUGAGAUUCAAGUGAACUCCGAUGUGGGUACUAAUGGUUCGGCAGUUGCAGAGUCCAAGGCUUCAACUUCUGGAGCCGGGACCGAAGCUAGCAGUGGUUUAGGAAGCAGAGGGCAGAGGAUUAAGGAGAUAUUGGAGAGAGAGUUCAGCCCCACAGUAUUGGAAUUGGAAGACAUUUCGUACCAGCACGCUGGGCAUGCGGGUGCCCGGGGGAGCGAUGGAGAGACGCAUUUUAAUUUGAGAGUCGUGUCGAAGGAGUUUGAAGGGAAGAGCUUAGUUAAGAGGCACAGGCUUGUUUAUGAUUUGCUGAAGGAGGAGUUGCAAAAUGGGCUUCACGCUUUAUCCAUUGUGGCAAAGACACCAUCUGAAGUUUGACUGAUUGUGAAGGGCGCCAGAGACUCUGCUUGAGACUUGUUGGAUCAUCGAUUCUUUUUGGUUGCAUUUGGGAGUUUAGAAGAUUUUUGUUUGCUUAAUAUAGUGAGAUCGAAUGAGUAAGACGCACUUUCUGUAUAGUUAAAGUAACUCUUGUUAUUGGCGUAUCCUUGCAAUAAAAAGGCUACAAUCCUACAGAGUUCCAAACUUCUGUUGCUAUAUGUCUUCGGAGAUGCCUAUUUCUA
Molecule: messenger RNA, 1390 nt
Organism: Punica granatum (pomegranate)
Lineage: Eukaryota; Viridiplantae; Streptophyta; Magnoliopsida; Myrtales; Lythraceae
Source: RefSeq, a predicted model, not a curated record